Messenger RNA from Mangifera indica (mango), 1628 nucleotides. Its product is annotated as MDIS1-interacting receptor like kinase 2-like. NCBI's taxonomy places the organism in Eukaryota, Viridiplantae, Streptophyta, Magnoliopsida, Sapindales, Anacardiaceae. The transcript has 3 exons. Gene Ontology annotation, biological process: protein phosphorylation. The record is from RefSeq and is a predicted model, not a curated record. Bases 23 to 1579 code for a protein of 518 amino acids. Gene Ontology annotation, molecular function: protein kinase activity; ATP binding; protein binding.
UCAAUUAAGUGGGGAAAUUCCAAUGGAACUUGGAAAGUUGACUUCUCUAAUCAAGUUGAUUUUGAAUAAAAAUCAACUUUCUGCUAACAUACCUCUGGAAUUUGGUUUACUCAGUGAACUUGGGCUUCUUGACUUGUCUGCAAAUCGUUUGAACAAGUCAAUCCCAAAAAGUCUUGGCUAUUUGUCCAAAUUGUUUUACUUGAAUCUAGGUAACAAUCAACUCAGCCAAGAAAUUCCAGUUGAAUUGGGGAACCUGGGUCAACUGUCAGAGCUAGAUUUAAGUCAAAACUUGCUCAAAGGAGAGAUACCAUCUGAAAUCUGCAAUUUGAAUAGCUUGGAAAAGCUUAAUCUUUCCCGCAAUAAGCUUUCUGGCUUAAUUCCAAGCUGUUUUGAAGGGAUGAAUGGUUUGUCAAGCAUAGACAUAUCUUACAAUGAGUUGCAGGGUCCACUUCCUAACAGCAGAGCAUUUCAAAAUGCAUCCAUUGAAACGCUACGAGGGAACAAUGGAUUGUGUGGUAAUGUUAGAGGACUACCAUCUUGUGGACCUUUUCAGUCACACAAACAUGGAUUAGGAAAAAUCUGGGCUAUUGUGUUCCCUCUCUUUGGAGGACUUGUCCUCUUGAUUGUGGUAAUUGGAGUUUUCUUCAGUAAGAAAAGAAAGGAGUUACACAGACAGCAAAGUAGCGUGCACGCUCCUGGAUUAUUUUCAAUAUUGAAUUUUGAGGGAAAAUUGGUGUACGAAGAAAUCAUAAGAGCUACAAAUGAUUUUGAUUCUAGAUACUGUAUUGGUAGUGGUGGAUAUGGAAGUGUUUAUAGAGCAGAACUACCAUCAGGGGACAUUUUAGCUAUUAAGAAAUUUCACUCACAACACGUUGUAGAGAUGGGAGAUCAAAAAGCCUUCACAAGUGAAAUAAAGGCAUUGACAGAGAUACAACAUCGACAUAUUGUGAAAUUUUAUGGGUUUUGCUCGCAUAUUCGACACUCAUUUGUAAUUUAUGAAUUCCUUGAAAGAGGGAGCCUGGCCACAAUCUUAAGUAAUGAAGAAAAAGCAAAAGAAUUAGGUUGGAGUAAUAGAAUGAAUGUUAUAAAAGGUGUAGCCAAAGCUUUGUCCUACAUGCACCAUGAUUGUUCCCCACCAAUUGUCCACCGAGACAUAUCAAGCAAGAAUGUGUUGCUGGAUAUGGAAUACGAAGCUCAUGUUUCAGACUUUGGAACUGCCAAAUUUCUCAAGAAAGACUCAUCCAACUGGUCUGAACUUGCAGGGACGUAUGGAUAUAUUGCACCAGAGCUUGCUUACACAAUGAAUGUUACUGAGAAAUGCGAUGUUUAUAGCUUUGGAGUGUUAACACUAGAAAUAAUCAAAGGGAAUCAUCCUAGAGAUUUUCUUUCCUCAUUUCCAUCGCCGUCUUCCGUUGUGAAUUUAGCUCUCAAUGAUAUGUUGGAUCCACGACUUGCAGCUCCCUCUCGUGAUGUCCAAGACAAACUCAUAUCCAUUGUAGAGAUUGCUUUUUCUUGCUUAGAUGCCAACCCAGAAUCUAGGCCAACCAUGCAGAUUGUUUGUCAACAAUUAUGCACCUAAGCUUCCUGUCCUUCUCCAGCUAGGAUUUUACUUGGACCUGUGAGUGUUG